This is a messenger RNA of Cornus florida, 1358 nucleotides long. Its product is annotated as protein SODIUM POTASSIUM ROOT DEFECTIVE 2. Bases 606 to 1013 code for a protein of 135 amino acids. Gene Ontology annotation, molecular function: metal ion binding. The transcript is spliced from 3 exons. NCBI's taxonomy places the organism in Eukaryota, Viridiplantae, Streptophyta, Magnoliopsida, Cornales, Cornaceae. The record is from RefSeq and is a predicted model, not a curated record.
AAACAUUCUCAUGAUCAUCAAAAUGCAGAUUACUAAGAUAUGUGAUAUAUAUCUAUCCAUACUUAUCUAUAAAGCUAGCUACUCCAUUAGUCUCUGACAUUUGUUUCUCUAGAAUAACCAUUACUACUUUAUUUAAAGAGAAGGGUUUCUUCUAUUAGUAUAUCAACACAUGAGAUAGAUGCUCACUUGUGCUGAACAGCUAAUCUCACAUGAGAAGUUCCUCCAAGCUUUUAAAGAGAUUUUUGUUUGUAUGUAUCUUUAUUCUUUAGUACUACUACUUAAUUCAUCACAUGACAAAAUCUAGUUGAAGUAAUGAGCACAGUUAGGAGUGCUUUUUGUGGCCAUUGUGUCCCUCCCAACCUCACACCACACCAGUUGAUCCCCCUAGAAAAAUGGGACUUGAUUCCUUUUCUUCCUCAUUAGGCUCAUUGGGUUCUGUUAAACUUUUGGUUUUCCCAAUGAAAAUUGACCUUUAAUUAGCUUGUCAUUUCACACUAGCUUCAUCCUUGUUCUAAAGAUUAAUUUGGCUUAUCUUUAAAUUAUUUCAUAAGCUAUAUAGGGUUGAAGACGUGUGUGUGUAGGAAAUCAAGUGGGGUGUGUGUGACAUGGGGAAGCUGAGUUUUGGGAGGGUGUUGGACUCUUUUUGUCUCUCUUCUGGCUCAAGUUCUUGUUUCUGCAUCAGUAACUUGGGAAACCAAGAUGAGUUUGAGAGAGAGCCACUGGUUGCAAGUGAAGGUGGUCAGUUGGUGAGAUUGAAGGAUGUUGUUGCUGAACCCCAGACCCUGGCUUUUCAACUAAAGCCCAAGAUGGUGGUGCUAAGGGUAUCCAUGCACUGCAAUGGAUGUGCCAGAAAAGUGGAGAAACACAUCUCAAAGAUUGAAGGAGUGACAUCCUACCAAGUGGACCUGGAAACCAAGAUGGUGGUUAUUAUUGGAGACAUUGUUCCUUUCGAAGUGUUGGAGAGUGUUUCGAAAGUUAAAAGUGCGGAGCUUUGGAAGAUCUCUCGCUGCUGAUAUAAUCUCACUGCAACUCUUCAAUCCAUUCCAUCAAUCCAUCCCCACAAAUUAAGAAUUGAAAGCAUUCAUAUGCUUCCAGUUCCAUAAUACAUACCAUUACCAUGUACAUGACAAGUUCCAAUCUUAUGGUCUCCUCCAGAUUUCCAUUUGAAGAGAAAGGGAGGAAGCAUCUGAAAACACUUGGCUCAUUCAACAGUUAGCCCAAGUGUUUUGUAAUGCUCAAACAAUCAUUUGGCAUUUGUCUUCUUGUCAUUAAUGGUUCCCUCAUUUUUUUAAGGAAUAUGUAUAUACUGUACUGUACUGUACUGUGGAAAUGUUAAGGCGUCGUUUGUCGUUGUGCUA